CCUUCCUCAGUCGGACGGGCAUGGAGACGCUUCUGGAAGGAACGCCGCGAUGGCUGCGCAGGGAGAGCCCCAGGUCCACUUCAAACUUGUAUUGGUUGGUGAUGGUGGUACUGGAAAAACUACUUUCGUGAAACGUCAUUUGACUGGUGAAUUUGAGAAGUAUGUAGCCACCUUGGGUGUUGAGGUUCAUCCCCUAGUGUUCCAUACCAACAGAGGACCUAUUAAGUCCAAUGUAUGGGACACAGCCGGCCAGGAGAAAUUCGGUGGACUGAGAGAUGGCUAUUAUAUCCAAGCCCAGAGUGCCAUCAUAGUGUUUGAUGUAACAUCGAGAGUUACUUACAAGAAUGUGCCUAACUGGCAUAGAGAUCUGGUACGAGUGUGUGAAAACAUCCCCAUUGUGUUGUGUGGCAACAAAGUGGAUAUUAAGGACAGGAAAGUGAAGGCGAAAUCCAUUGUCUUCCACCGAAAGAAGAAUUUUCAGCACUACGACAUUUCUGCCAAAAGUAACUACGACUUUGAAAAGCUCUUCCUCUGGCUUGCUAGGAAGCUCACUGGAGACCCUAACUUGGAAUUUGUUGCCAUGCCUGCUCUCGCCCCACCGGAAAUUGUCAUGGACCCAGCUUUGGCAGCACAGUAUGAGCACGACUUAGAGGUUGCUCAGACAACUGCUCUCCCGGACGAGGAUGAUGACCUGUGAGAAUGAAGCUGGAGCCCAGCGUCAGAAGUCUAGUUUUAUAGGCAGCUGUCCUGUGAUGUCAGCGGUGCAGCGUGUGUGCCACCUCAUUAUUAUCUAGCUAAGCGGAACAUGUGCUUCAUCUGUGGGAUGCUGAAGGAGAUGAGUGGGCUUCGCAGUGAAUGUGGCAAUUCACAAAAUACCUUCAUUGUUUGGACCUGCAUAUUUAGCUGUUUUGGAACACAGUUGAUUCCUUGAGACUGCUACAGUCACAUCACAAUAUUCAGUGGUGAAAUCUUGUUUGUUACCGUCAUUCCCAUUCCUUUUCGUUUAGAAUCAGAAUAAAGUUGUAUUUCAAAUAUCUAAAAAAAAAAAAAAAAGAAAAGAAA
This is a messenger RNA of Symphalangus syndactylus (siamang), 1062 nucleotides long. Its product is annotated as GTP-binding nuclear protein Ran-like. The record is from RefSeq and is a predicted model, not a curated record. Gene Ontology annotation, cellular component: cytoplasm; nucleus. NCBI's taxonomy places the organism in Eukaryota, Metazoa, Chordata, Mammalia, Primates, Hylobatidae. Gene Ontology annotation, biological process: ribosomal subunit export from nucleus; protein import into nucleus. Gene Ontology annotation, molecular function: GTPase activity; GTP binding.